Messenger RNA from Medicago truncatula (barrel medic), 986 nucleotides. Its product is annotated as peroxiredoxin Q, chloroplastic. Gene Ontology annotation, biological process: cell redox homeostasis; cellular response to oxidative stress. The record is from RefSeq and is a predicted model, not a curated record. Gene Ontology annotation, cellular component: cytoplasm; chloroplast thylakoid membrane. Lineage: Eukaryota; Viridiplantae; Streptophyta; Magnoliopsida; Fabales; Fabaceae. The transcript has 4 exons. Gene Ontology annotation, molecular function: thioredoxin peroxidase activity. Bases 132 to 797 code for a protein of 221 amino acids.
CCUGUCUCGCUGGCUUCACUGAUUUCAUCCACCCACUCAACCCAAUGUAUACACUUUCCCUCCCUCAUAUCAUAAUCUAUCUAUCUCUAUCUACCACCCCAUAAGGAAAAGAAAACACAACACAACACAACAUGUUAUCACUUUGUUCUUCCUCAUCCAUGGCUAAGGCUUCCCUCACUCUCCCAACCAAUUCUUUCCCCACAUUUAUUCACCCUCAAAACAUAUCAACAUCACUUACUUCAGCUCCAUUCAAUUCUCAAUUUUUUGGCCUCAAGCUAUCUCAUUCUUCCAUUUCCAAAACCACUUCUUCUCCACCUUCUUCAUUCAAAAGAGGUUUCAUUUUUGCCAAGGUGAGUAAAGGUUCAAAGCCACCGGCUUUCACUUUGAAAGACCAAGAUGGCAAGACAGUGAGUCUCUCCAAGUACAAAGGGAAACCUGUGGUUGUUUAUUUCUACCCUGCUGAUGAGACCCCUGGCUGUACCAAACAGGCCUGUGCUUUUAGGGAUUCAUAUGAGAAGUUCAAGAAAGCAGGAGCAGAGGUUGUUGGGAUAAGUGGAGACGAUUCUUCCUCUCACAAGGCAUUUGCCAAGAAGUACAAACUUCCAUUUACCUUGUUGAGUGAUGAGGGUAACAAGGUAAGGAAAGAGUGGGGAGUGCCUGGCGAUUUCUUUGGAUCAUUGCCUGGGAGAGAGACUUAUGUUCUUGACAAAAAUGGUGUGGUUCAGCUUGUAUACAACAAUCAGUUCCAACCUGAAAAGCAUAUUGAUGAGACCUUGAAACUACUCCAAAGCCUUUAAUCAUUCUGCAUCCCUUUUGCCUUAAUUCAUGUAUGUAACUAAGAAUUGUAUGUAACCAUUGUAAUUAAGUAGCUGAUUUUGAACACUACUUUGGUCACAUGAAAGUGAUAAAAAUAAUAUUCCUUCUCAUAUAGAGAUCAAACAGUUAUAAUGUCCCGCGAUGGAAAUAUUACCUUCAAUUGUCACGAA